Messenger RNA from Suillus bovinus, 1507 nucleotides. RefSeq names its product carbon-nitrogen hydrolase. The coding region runs from base 440 to 1507 and encodes 355 amino acids. Lineage: Eukaryota; Fungi; Basidiomycota; Agaricomycetes; Boletales; Suillaceae. Gene Ontology annotation, molecular function: protein-N-terminal glutamine amidohydrolase activity; protein-N-terminal asparagine amidohydrolase activity. The record is from RefSeq and is a predicted model, not a curated record. The transcript is spliced from 4 exons. Gene Ontology annotation, biological process: protein catabolic process.
AGAUAGCCCACAGCCUCUCCCCCGAAGUCCUCCGCUUUGCGGACCUCCAGCUCCGGGGGAAAAGGUGAUGGUCUUCUGGGAUGAGACGAGGCUUGUUCUCGUUGACUAGAUGACCUGAGGCGAGAGUAAACCGACGUAAGAGUGGUAUCACGGCUUCUUGACUGUAAGCCCUUGGGCUAGUAGUUAGAAGACCGAAUUACGGGCCCCUGUGGGGACUCCUGCCGUGCGAGGAAUGUGCUGGCAAUGGAGUAGUAUGUGGGGCCGACAGCUAGUUUACAGCAGCCUGAGAUUUGGUCUCACCGUCUAUUUACUUGUGGAGCUGAACAAACAACAGGGUCCAGGUUGGCUAUAGAGAAUUGUUACUCUUACUCCUAUCUUUCGUUAUUUGUACGUUUGACCUAGCACUGCCUUAAGGUUUGAUCGCGGUCAAGUUGCUCCCAUGAUCAUGAUCCCUACGCAGUUGCGUGUGGCCGUCGUGCAGUUUGCUCCAAAGCUCGGCCAAGUCCAAGCCAAUAUAGCCAAGGCUCGAGAAUUAUGCAAUGGGUUGAAGCCCCGAUCCAUUGAUCUCCUGUGUUUUCCAGAGAUGAUUUUUUCCGGCUAUGUCUUUCAGGACACAGCUGCUAUCACACCGUAUCUUGAACACCCACACACAGGGCCGACAUCCACUUUUUGUGCGGAGCUGGCACGCUCCCUUGAAUGUUGUGUGGUCGCUGGGUAUCCUGAGAAGCUCGAUCCACGUGAACAUGCCCCUCCACUCGGUGGCGAUAGUUUAUCGUUUCAUCAGCCCCGCAUCGGUGCAAACAGUGCAGUCAUGUAUGGACCUACAGGAGAGCGCAUCGGAGCAUAUCGCAAGACCAACCUCUACAAACUCGAUCUUCCUUGGGCUGUUCCUGGAUCUGGGUUCACGACAAUGACCCUGCCGCAUCCACUGGGCCCAACUACGCUUGCGAUUUGCAAUGACUUGAAUGUGCAGGACCCUGCUGUGUGGGAGUCGCUCGAAGAAGGACCGUAUGAACUAGCUCGACACUGCAUGAGAUCGGGCACGCGGCUUUUGAUACUUCUAAAUGCAUGGUUGCAUCCCGACGAAGAUGGAGAAGAAUCAGAUGCUGAUUCUGCUAAUGACACGACUCCGGAAGAGAAUGACGACGCAGAUGAGAUGGAGCCGAGUUGGGAAGUCAUAAACUACUGGGCUAUGCGUUUGAACCCAUUAUGGACGACCAUCCAGGACCAGAAGGCGACACAUGAAAAUGACAAGGAUUUGAAACAGGGAAUCCCCAACGAACUACUCGUGGUCGUUUGUAACCGAUCUGGGAACGAAGGUGGUGAGUUUUGCAAGAAGCUUGUAUCUCCAUCUUGGGUAAAUUGGUUUUGUUCAGGGAACAGAUUUGCAGGAUCGUCUGCGCUCAUGUCCCUUCGCAGAGGAUCCGGCCGACCGCGACUCUUGCAUAUGAUGGGUCAAAGAGAAGAAGGUGUUGGUCUCUGGACUGCGAACAUGGCAGUACAGUAG